UGUGCGCGCGUGCCUGAUAGAGGUGUAGCUGUACAGCUGCUGUGAACCUGUGGCUUUACUGCCUGCAAGUAACGUUGUUCCAAGCUUCUGCUAUGUUGGGUGUCUAUAGAAAAGUAUCCGUAAAUGAAGAAUUUGAUAACUCCGAAGGGGCACUUCCAUUCAGCCUGCAACACAUCGCUGAAAAAGAGCUUGGAGAAACUCCUUCAAGGAGGAAAGGUGCUCUACAGAGACUCGCGCAGCUUGUCUCAGAUGAACCGGAACUCAACUCUAGGAAAGACGAUGACUUCCUUCUCCGUUUUCUUCGCGUGAGAAAGUACAAUGUGGAUGCUGCCAUGCAGACCAUUCGGAAUUAUUACAAGAUUCGCACUGCUUGUGGCCCCGUCUACUGCGACUUUUUACCAUCAAAGGUACCUUCGGCAGGACGAGCAUUGUUCAUGGUGAUGCCAGAAAAAGACGUCCAUGGUCGCCCGAUUGUUUUCGUGAACAUAGGACAGUGGAUACCCUCCGAGCUGUCUGCCUCAGAAUUUCAGAAGGCCUGGACAAUCUGCAUGGAGCACCUGGCUUCUGACCCGGUGACCCAGGUUUUAGGAGUUGUGCUUCUGAUAGAUUACAACGGCUUUACCAUAGAAAAGCUGCUUAGCGUCAGCAUCGGCCUAGUGAAGAAAGCUUUGGAAUAUGUUCAGGACUGCAUGCCCAUGAGGCUGAAGGCGAUUCACAUACUGAACCAGUCGUAUGCAUUUGACGUGUUAUAUAUGAUAGUAAGACCCGUCAUAAAAUCCAAGCUUGCUGAGAGGUUUCAUCUCUACGGCGAGAACUAUGACAAACUGCACGAAGAAAUUUCGCCCAGCGUGCUGCCAAAAGAAUAUGGAGGUCAAGGACCACCACUCGAUUACGAGGCAUUUUGGAAGCGCGUAGACGCCGAAGAAGAGCUUUUCGCUGCUAACAAUCAGUACGGCUACACCAGACCGACAGGCGAGGACGAUUUCCCCACAGACGAAGAAGUAUUGGAGCAACUAACUUUUAUGUAAUUGGAAAAACUCAAUAAAACAACG
Molecule: messenger RNA, 1052 nt
Organism: Dermacentor albipictus
Lineage: Eukaryota; Metazoa; Arthropoda; Arachnida; Ixodida; Ixodidae
Product: alpha-tocopherol transfer protein-like
Cellular component (GO): membrane
Molecular function (GO): phosphatidylinositol bisphosphate binding
Source: RefSeq, a predicted model, not a curated record